This is a messenger RNA of Rotaria socialis, 732 nucleotides long. Lineage: Eukaryota; Metazoa; Rotifera; Eurotatoria; Philodinida; Philodinidae. The record is from the annotation of a GenBank genome assembly.
AUGUUGCAGGGUUAUAUAGAUCAACUAUCAGUAAGUUCUCGAGCCAAGUCUUCUUGUGAAAUACUCGAAGAGGCUUCACUCGAGGCAUGGUUUACAUUCGAAAAUGUAAGAUUGCCACUUCUCGACAUUGGACCCUAUUCAUUAUCAGUUACUGCCUCCGCAUACACCAUAAUAUCCGGUCGUUGGUCUUCUCCAGCAAUUUCGUUCACUGGCUCGAAUACUUCAUAUUUUCAAGCAAUCGGCUUUACUGCUCUUCGCAUUUCCAAUCACGAAUUCUCCAUUAGUUUUUGGAUGUAUCCUGAAUCAUUAUCAGGCACACUUGUUCAUGUUUCAAGUUCAUUGAAUGGUACUGGCUGGUGUAUGCCAUUCAUAGGUCUCACAGGUAAUGGGUCAUUGGUAGCACAGAUAUAUAAUGGUGUCACUCUAUCAUUAUUGGGACCGAAUGUUUCUUUGAGCACUUGGUAUCAGAUUGUACAAACAUGGAGUCCUACAAAUGGCUUAAAACUCUAUGUGAAUAGUUGGAUGACAUAUUCUUGGAGUUCAGCAACUUCUUUUCUGGCAAGUGGUUCUUCGCCAAUGUAUGUAACGUUGGCUAAUAGUCUUUUCGGUUCAGGAAGCUGUCAUGGAGGAAUGCUCAACUCGACCAUGCCAUUUAUUGGUGCCAUUGAUGACUUUAGAGUCUAUGGUCGAGAACUGACAGCCACCGAUGUGUGCACGAUCUACAAUUCAUAA